Epithele typhae is the source of this 441-nucleotide messenger RNA. RefSeq names its product 50S ribosomal protein L30e-like protein. NCBI's taxonomy places the organism in Eukaryota, Fungi, Basidiomycota, Agaricomycetes, Polyporales, Epitheliaceae. The record is from RefSeq and is a predicted model, not a curated record. The transcript is spliced from 2 exons. Gene Ontology annotation, cellular component: cytosolic small ribosomal subunit; ribosome. Gene Ontology annotation, biological process: translation. The coding region runs from base 1 to 441 and encodes 146 amino acids. Gene Ontology annotation, molecular function: structural constituent of ribosome.
AUGUCUGACGCUUCUGAUGAAAUCCAAGUCGACGCCGCCCCCGAGGUCGAGGCCCCCACUGAGGCUCCUAAGGGCAAGCUCUCUGUUGAGGAUGCGCUUCAGCAAGUUCUGAAAAACGCCCUCGUUCACGACGGUCUCGCUCGCGGUCUCCGUGAGUGCGCCAAGGCCCUUGACAAGCGCCAGGCGCACUUGUGCGUGCUUGUCGAGACCUGCACGGAGGCAGAGUACAUCAAGCUCAUUGAGGCGCUCUGUGCCGAGCACAAGAUCAACCUCAUCAAGGUUGGAGACGCGAAGGUGCUUGGUACCUGGGCCGGUCUUUGCAAGAUCGACCGUGAGGGCAACCCCCGUAAGGUCGUCGGCUGCUCGUGCGUCGUCGUUAAGGACUAUGGUGUUGAGUCAGAGGGCCUCCACGUCCUCCUCGACUACUUCAAGAACCGUUAA